This is a messenger RNA of Camellia sinensis, 3370 nucleotides long. Lineage: Eukaryota; Viridiplantae; Streptophyta; Magnoliopsida; Ericales; Theaceae. The record is from RefSeq and is a predicted model, not a curated record.
UAUAAACAGAAUAUCUAAACAAAUUGAAAAUACAAAAUCUUACAAAUUAUUAGGGGUGCUUGCGGUUUGGCGAUUCAGUUGCGGCCAAAGGAAUUUCAAAUCCGCUAGCUGCCAAAAUUAGGCGGAUUUGAAAGAAUCAAUCCACAACCAUCAGCUCAGCAUCACGCAUCCGUCCAAAAUGCAGCGUGUCGGUUCGGUUCGGUUCUGUCGGUUUGGGCGAAUCGGAAUAUCCAUUGCUCACCCCUAAACCCAGCUGUUAAGGAGAGGGAAAUUGGAGCUUUAUAACUAGCACCAAUGAGGCAACUCUAGGUGAUGUGGGACGCAUUUCAACACACCCUUCUGGACCACAACAUACAGUAGCCGGACAAACGGCACACAAGUCACAGACCCAACCAAGCUCUGAUACUAAAUUGAAAAGUCCAGGCCACACUUCUCCUUAAAACCCAGCUAUUAAGGAGAGAAAUCGGAGCCUUAUGACCAGCACGUGUGGCGCAACUUCAAGCAAUGUGGGACACAUUCAACAGCCUGUGUACUUAUUUGCGUCAAAUAAUCGUUCUUUGUAUUUCAUUUCCUGACUGACAUGUUCAAAUAUUUAAGUUUAUGGGUUUAUAAAAAUUGCGGAAACAUAAUCCAUUUUGGGAUAGUAGUUCAGAAUAAUUUUCUAUCAGUUUUAUGCCUUUUUGGUUAUGUGAAGUUAAGUGUCUAGUAAAUCAACAAUGAAUAAUUAAUUAGGAACCUAGGAAGAGGAGAGAAUAUAAAUAUUAUUUCUGAAAGAGAGCUUUUUUCACAAUCGUUUUAAAUAAGUUGGUGUUUUACAAUUUUGGAAAUAAAUUGGUAAAAGGUUGUGGAAAUUACAUAGUUAAACAGGUGCAAAUUUUUUUGAAGCCAAGUUAUCUGAUUGAUAGUUCACCGUGACUUUUAUUAAAUUAUUUUGGUAAAUUCUACAAAAUAGAACAAUCCAAGGCAGGGAUUCAAGUUUCAUUGAGUAGGAAAAUCAAAAUAGAACAAGAAACACACUGAAAUUUCAGUAAAAGAUCUUUAUAAUGAACUCUAGUUUUAAGCAUUCCAAUCCAUGUAAAAAUAAAUUAUAUGUAUACAUGUAAAUAUGGAACAACAAUGUGUGCAUGCAUUGAGUCUAGUAGCUCACUGUAUUUGGGCAUAUUUGGAUGUUGGAGUAAGGGCUCUGAUCAGGGAUCUAUCUUGCUCUUUUCUUUUCUUUUUUCGCCUGUGUUUUGUGACUUUUCUAUUAUCAUCAUCCUUAUACUUGUUCAGUCGAGUGUCUGGUGUAGGACUGUGAUCAAUAGACUCUGUUCAAAUUCCCAUUUGGCUGGGAUGUGAGAAUAUAUUCUUUCAUUCUAUUCUUAAUAGAUGAUGUUUUACUGAUUUCUUCCUCUUCUAUUCAAGGACAAUGGAUAGGAAUGAUGAUGACCUGGUUAGUUCUCAUGACGAUGAUAUGGAUAUCAGAUGCCAAACAUCCAAUAACUUGGACUUGAAUAUAGAGCACGACUGUUGCAGCCCAAAAGUUGCCCAUGUUGGCUCAGUGCAGUCCACUCUUUCUUCAAAAGAUGAUUCUAAUUCAGAUGGGGUACUUAAGAUUGGUAUGGAGUUUGAAUCAGAUGAGUAUGCAUACAAGUUUUACUGCAAAUAUGCUGGAUUGGUAGGUUUCAGUGUUCGAAAGGACUGGGUCAAUAGGAGUAAGGUACAUGGUAGGGUGGUAUCUAGAAAGUUUACCUGUUCCAAAGAAGGUUAUCGGCGGAAAGACAAACGAGAUGUUAAUGUGAAGAAACACCGGAAAGAAACAAGAACUGGUUGCUUGGCACAUAUGAUAAUAACUCGUCAGCCUGAUGGAAUAUAUCGAAUUACACAUUUUGAAGAAAACCAUAAUCAUGAGAAUGUAAACCCAAGUAAUGCUCAGAACUUACAGGAAUUACCAUCACAGGGGACAAUAGAUGGUGCUGGAGUAACUGAAGCUGACUCCACAAUUAAUCUUGAAAGGCAAUCACAAUUAGCAUUUCAAUUGUUGGGUAGACAAUUUGGUGCUCGAGAAAACCUUGAUUAUCCAGCAAUAGAUUUUGAGAAUUAUUUAAAAUCUGGACGAAUAAGAGAUUUGAAGGAGGGAGAGGCAGGGCGUUUGUUGUAUUAUUUUCAAAGGCAACACUUUGAAAAUCCUUCUUUCUUUUAUGCCAUACAGCUUGAUGUAGAUGAUAAGAUAAGCAAUAUUUUUUGGGCUGAUGAUAAUAUGGUUGUGGACUAUGAUCAUUUUGGCAAUGUGGUUUGUUUGGACACAACAUACAGAACACAGAAAGAUUUUCGGCCGCUUGUGCAGUUCUUAGGACUGAAUCAUCAUAGACAAGUGGUGAUAUUUGGUGCUGCACUUAUGUAUGAUGAAACUAUUGAUUCUCUUAAGUGGCUUUUCCAAACUUUCAUCGAGGCAAUGUCCAGGAAGAAGCCAGAAGCCAUCCUCACAGAUCAAGAUGCAACAAUAAUCCAAGCAAUUGAUUCAGAAAUACCAGAAACAAACCACCGUGUUUGCAUAUGGCAGAUGUACCAAAAUGCUCUUAAACACCUGAGCCAUGUGACAAAGGAUGCAGAUUCCUUUGCCAAAGUUUUGAGGAGUUGCAUUUUUGAUCACGAGGAUGAGGAGGAUUUCAUCCAUGCCUGGGAUGAUAUGGUAGACAAAUUUACUCUUCGGCAAAAUGAGUGGUUGCGAUGGAUGUUUAGAGAAAAAGAGAAUUGGGCUGUGGUAUAUGGCAAAAAUAGCUUUUUUAUUGAUGUGAAAAGCACACAUCUAGUGGAGAAUUUUUCAAAUAACUUGAAAAAUUACCUAAACUCUGACCUAGAUGUGCUUCAGUUCUUCACACAUUUUGAAAGUAUGGUAAACAAGCAACGCUACAAUGAACUCGAAGCUAAUUAUGACAUGGGCAGAUGUACUCCAAGAUUGAUGGCUAAUGUAGUUUUGUUAAAGCAUGCCAGUGAUCUUUAUACACCAAAGGCAUUUGAAGUAUUCCAGCGAGAAUACGAGAAGUGUCUAAAUAUCGUUGUCAACCUGUUCAGUGAGAAUGGGUCGUUGUUUGAGUACAAAGCUAACACAUACGGGCAACCUAGAGAGUAUACAGUUACAUUUAACUCUUCGGAUGGUACAGUCACUUGCGGUUGUAUGAAGUUUGAGUAUGUUGGGAUUCUAUGUUGUCAUGCCCUAAAAGUGCUUGAUCAUCGGAAUAUAAAGGUGGUCCCUACCUGUUAUAUUUUGAAGAGAUGGACAAGAGAUGCAAGGGUUGAAAGUUUCAGAGAGUGUGCGAUCUCCGUAGAAGAAGAAAGCCCCAAGUCCAUUACAGCUAGCAGUGUCGCAGCCGCUUCACGAAUCGACUAA